Molecule: messenger RNA, 4832 nt
Organism: Desarmillaria tabescens
Lineage: Eukaryota; Fungi; Basidiomycota; Agaricomycetes; Agaricales; Physalacriaceae
Product: kinase-like domain-containing protein
Exons: 29
Coding region: 121-4791 (1556 amino acids)
Biological process (GO): DNA damage checkpoint signaling; regulation of translational initiation by eIF2 alpha phosphorylation
Cellular component (GO): nucleus; cytoplasm
Molecular function (GO): ATP binding; protein binding; eukaryotic translation initiation factor 2alpha kinase activity
Source: RefSeq, a predicted model, not a curated record
UUCAUUUACCACCAUCACUACUCUUAUUGUCGCCCAACGUAGUCGUAGAGCCAUGAUGAACUGAGCUGCCGAGGUCCAUUGGGCCCUCCCCUACUCAGUAACGUUUACCCAACGUCCAACAUGGAAUCUACAGAGGAAUUACAGAAGAACGAACUCACUGCUCUGCAAUCCAUCUACGCCGAAGAUUUUCAAUUAAUACCACCCUCGAAGGCCUGGAAAGGCGCGGCCAGUUUACCAGAAAUUUCUAUCCGAGUACGCCAUCCGGAGCGCGCGAACAUUGGCUUCGAUUUGAAUGUCAAAUUUCCUAAAACAUAUCCUACUCUCACAUAUCCCAACUUCACCGUUCAGAAACCACGCGGCUUGGACCAUGAUCAAGUAACGAAAUUGUCCCAUGCUCUCCAGAAUGAGGUCAGAGCAUCCCCACGGACUGAAAUGGUAUUUCAGAUAGUCACAUUCUGCCAAGAAUGGCUGAAUGAGAACGUCACAGCGCCUGCAGAGGUCAUCGGGUCGUUGGCAGUGCAGAUGAGACGAAGAGCGGCGGAAGAAGAACGAGCCAGACAAGAACAGGCUGAACGCGAGGCGAAGGAAAGAAAGCAACGAAUGGACAAAUUGGCUCAAGAAUUCGACGCCGACGUUCAAAAGCAACAGCAGCUAGCUAAAGAGCAGCAUCGAACUCGUCAGCGUGCGAAUUCUGAGGCCACCGAAGUCCCAUAUUCCAGUGAUACCCCCACCGAAACGUUUGACGAGGACAUUGAAAUGAAUGAUAUUCGUUUCAAUACCGUCAAGUUCUUCCAUCCACGAAAUGCUUAUCUGGGCACCAUAUAUGGCGCGGAUCCCGUGUGCGAUGAUGUCAACGCUACCCUCCCACUUGAACUCCAUGUCAUCACUUUCGACUCCCACUAUUACACGACAAGCCAAGGCAGGAAGAAGGUCAAACAAGUCGAGGAAGAAAUUACUAAGCUAAAGUCUGUCCGCCAUCCCAAUGUCGUUAGAGUAUUGGCUGUCAAAUUGAAUGCCCCACAUUCGAGCGGGGCCCCGCAGCUGGUUAUCUUGCUGGAACAGAGUCCAGCCCUUUCUCUGAAAGAUGUACUAGAUGACUGUGACUCUCUUCGGGAAGACCGUGUUUCGGACUACACUGCCCAAAUCCUCUCUGGACUCAAUGCUAUCCACGGAUGCGACUUAGUGCAUCGAGGUAUUAGUGCGACAUCUAUCGGUCUGGUCUCUGGAAGUUGCCCCUCCCAAUCGAAGCUCAUCAAGAUCAGCAAAGUUGGAUACUACACGCGAUUACUGGACUUGCACCGAUCGAAUGCUUUCGGCUACGUGAAUCCUCCAGAAGAACGUAUCAUGCCAGAGGCUUGGUUAUCAAAAGACGCCAAGAAUGAAUCUCUACUAUUAUAUACUCGUGAACGGGAUAUACAUGCUGUUGGUGUCAUCCUCCUUCAGAUGGUCCUUGGUCUCGAUGUGACCGAACGAUUUGUUGACGUCCAUACCGCCCUUCGAUCUUCAACCAUACCACCGUCGUUGCAGCGGCAUGUCAUGAAUAUGCUUGUUCCUCCUAAGAAGAGUCACAUCACUUGUUUGUCCCUCUUGGCUGGUCUUGCGGAUUCAGCGUUGCAUCGCACGCACCGAAGUCUUUCAAUAUCUAUGUCUGAGCCCAAAACGCCGUUGCAUGCAUCUGUUUCGGGGUCGCCUGAAUUCGAUUAUUUCAGAGGACCGACGUAUCGACAGGCUAGCCGUUGGAAAGAAGAUUGGGAGGAAUUGGAACUUCUGGGAAAAGGAGCUUUCGGCUCUGUCGUUAAAGCUCGUAAUAGGAUCGAUAACCGCGUCUAUGCCGUCAAGAAAGUCCGCUUACGAACCUUGCAAAGCGACACCAAGAUUUUCCGGGAGGUAAAUGCCCUCAGUCGACUGAACCACCGCUUCAUUGUGCGGUACUACACCACCUGGGUCGAAACUGCUGAAUCCACAUCAACCGCGGCGUCCGACGAGUCUGGAUCCGAAUCUGAGUCCUAUUCUCAGUCUAAUGGCACUGAAAACGGGAUGACUUCUGUCCCUUCGAGGAUUCAAUCCCGUGAGCCUAGUGGGCCAAUUAUAUUCAAUAUGGACGACCUUGACGACUUGGGUGGAGCAUCGAGGGGAAGUUUCCCUAGUAUACAUUUUACUGGUUCAUCAGAGUCGCAGGAUGAUACGGAUAGCGAUAAUGACAGUCCGUUUGAGGGGUUGUUCAGGAAGGCGGGCGAUGAGGAUGGCGCAGGGUUGGGGUCGGUGACCCCCCCAUUGACUGUGCAGAGAACGCUCUAUAUCCAGAUGGAAUUUGUGGAGAGGCAGACUUUGAAAGAGAGGAUCGAUGAAGGAGUAUCAGAGUCUGAGGCGUGGCGGCUGUUCCAGCAAAUUGUAGAUGCACUGGUGCAUAUGUCAACUCUUGGCAUCAUUCAUCGCGAUAUCAAACUGACCAACAUCUUCAUCGACGCGAAAGGCGACUGCAAGGUUGGUGACUUCGGUUUAGCCACGUCUAGUCUCGCGGCAGUAGACCCAUCGGAUGUUUCGCCACGGGUGGUUACACAAGAAACCGACAUGACAUUGGAAGUCGGAACGCGCUUGUAUAUUGCCCCAGAAGUCCAAUCGCGACGCAGGAGACCAACUAAUCAUACCAAAGCUGAUAUGUAUAGUCUGGGGAUUGUAUUCUUCGAGAUGAACUAUUCUUUCUCGACAGGCUCUGAACGUAUCAGUGUCAUCGAGGCAUUGAGGCGCCCCGAAAUCGUCUUCCCGGAUUCAUGGGAUUCUUUGAGGUUGCCUCAGCGUGAAAUUAUAACCUGGCUGUUACAGCAUGAACCUGACGAUCGACCUACGGCAUUGGAAUUAUCGCAGAGUCCCUUGCUUCCCUCGAGACUCGAAGAUGAAUACUUUAAGGGUGCGCUGAAGAUGAUGACGAAGCCGGAUUCGCCGCAUCAUCAAGCCGUCUUAGCUUCCUUGUUCAAACAGUCGCCUCGACCGGUCCGAAGUUUUCUAUACGACCAUGAAGCUGAACUGCCGGAACACGCAUCGCUGAACGGAAUGGUUCAAGAUCACCUCACAGCAAUAUUCAGGCUACGCGGUGCUGUUGAUAUGGAGCCUCCAUUAUUGAUGCCCAUUACAUCGACGGAGGACGAUAAAGACCACGCAGUCUUUAUUGACCGACACGGGGAUAUUGUGAAGCUACCAUCUAGCCUUCUUGUUACGUUUGCAAGACUUGCGGCUCGCGGAGGUAUCACCAGGAUCAAACGCUUCCAUAUCGCCGAUGUGUAUCGCCCUCAAGCAGUGGCUGGACAUCCAAGACCUCAUAAAGCCGCUGUAUUCGAUAUCAUUACGCCUGACCUGAUGUCAGGGCCUGUAGCUGCAGGUGCUGAAAUUCUUGCCGUAGCGGAUAAUUGCCUCGACACUUUCCCUAGUCUUGCCCAGAUGUAUGAGAUUCAUGUUUCUCAUUCGAAUAUUGUCGACGCGGUUUUCAGUCGUUUGCCUGCUGCACAUAAGAGCGCGAUUACGGAAAUCAUUACUCAGCCAAAGGCAUCUGCAUCUCAGAAGAGGGCAUUGUUCUUGAAGAAGGGACUCCUGAGAAGCACUGCCGAUGAGCUAGAAGUUCUCAGCGAUACUUACGAGGAUGUGGAACCAUUGCUCAUGAGGCUAGACAAGCUCUCAUCGCCUCUUCUGGAAAUGAUACGUCCAGCGAUCGAAGAAAUCAAGACGGUGGUGAAGACUGCUUCUCUCGCCGGUGUUUCGAGGCCGAUCAAGUUCUAUCCAUUGAUGGUGGGAAACCAUCUCAAGGACUUCAAGCACGGUAUCCUUGUGGAGGUUGUCAGACGAAGCAAGCGUAUUGAACUCCUCGCAGCGGGUGGAAGAUAUGACAACUUAAUUACGAAGUUCUCCCCUCCCAAACCGACCGCAGAGUCAAUUCAUGCCAUUGGACUACAGAUUGCUAUCGACAAGAUCACUGCAGCUGUUGCAUCAUUCCAGAGUUCUUCCGUCAAGUCUCUUCUCAAAGAGGCAAAGUCUUUCGGAUACUGGAGUCCACGACGAUGUGACGUGUAUGUGAUCUCCUAUCAUCCUGGGUAUCUUCAGGACCGACUGGAGCUUGCAUCGUAUCUGUGGAGACAUAACAUCAGCACCGAUGUUAUGUAUGAAUCCGCUAUCACGAAUGUCGAGACUAGCGUUACGGAUAUUUGCAAACGGGAGGGUAUCUUAUUCACUGUUAACCCAAGGCCGAAGAGAGACCAGACUACUGGUAUCAAGGUCACCGCAAUCUUUGGCAACUAUAACGAUGAAGACACCUUGAUACCUCGCCAGGAGCUAGUUGCGCACCUGCAAGAAGCGAUCGCUGCGCAGAAGCGUGCAGAUUCGGCAACAAGUGGAGCGACCACAUUCUUCGAAGGGAAGAACCUGUUGGCCAAUAAAGAGACUACGACAUUGGACCUUCAAGCUGUAUUACCAGCCGAGACCGUGAAGAAAACACUACGACGAAACAAGCUUAUUGUUCAGGAUAAAGCCCAUGAGCUUGGAACGAAGAUCCACCGAGCUUUUAUGAGCAAUAUGCCCAUGAUCGUAGUCGACAUCCCUCCCGCUACGCUCGUUGCCCUCACCAGGACUAACGCGUGGAUUACCAACGACGAGGCAUGGAAAUCGAUUUCACCUGGGUUCAACAACCACACAUAUGCUCAACAAGUACGUGACGCUGUCGUCAAGAGGAAGGAGGAUGGAUUCCCGUUCAUCCUUUUGUAUGCCUCACGUGAAGAACGGGCUUUGCUUCUUCAGUUGUCCUAAUUUCUUUCUAAUUUCUGUAAUAUUUUUCUGGGAAUUUUGGU